AGUUGCUCCGCCCUCUAACAAAAAAUCCCACCUGCUCCGUCCACGAAUGAGCAUCGGAUCGGAUCGGACUAGUGUAGGAGUUGGAGUUGGAGACGGCCGCCCGCUCGCCUCUUCCCCCUCCUCCGGCAAGGUCUUCUUCGACCCAACCAAACCCUAAUCACCACGAACACGAACGCGAACAAGGAGAGAGCAAGCAUCGUCGCCGGCAAUCGGGAGGGAUGAAUUCUCAGUCUUCCCCCGUGGUUCUGCUUCACCUCCGCAGGUUGGAUCGCUUCUUCAAGCGCCAGGGCCUCCAUAGCAUCGCCCAUACGCUCGAGAGGGAGUCCAUGGUGUACUUCGACGCCGCGCAUCUGCAGAAGCUGGUGAAGGAUGGGCAGUGGGAAGCCGCCGGAACUUACCUGAAAGGAUUCUCGCCCCUCUGGGAGGGGGAGGGCACAACCCAGCACUACACCUCCUUCUUGCACAACGUGCAGCACCGCGCUAUGCUUGCUUUCCUCGCCUGCCGCGGUGAGGAAGGUGGCCGCGCCGCCAGCUCGCUUUUCUGGUCCAAUGAUGAUGCCUUCCGCAAAAAGUUCCCCAAGAUUGCGGAGCGCACCGAUCUGUAUCGCUCCAUGGCCUCUGCACAAGCCAGGGCAUCCGUGAACUGGGAGGACAUAAAGCUCAGAACCUUGGAGGAACUGCAGGAGUUGCUUCAUCUUCAUCCUGAUGUCAAAUGCAGCUUACGAAUGCGAGAGCUGCAGUGCACACCCACAGCAUCAGAAAUAACCCCCCUUGGUUCGCGGGUGUCUUGGAGGCAUCAAAGGAAGAGAGUGGAGCGCAAACCAGCAUCUGAACUUGCACGUUUCCUUCUACAGAAGAAGAAGAGGCUUCCCUCCAGUCAGCAGACAAAUCAGCCUGGUGACUCAGGUGUUCCAAGUGCUCCAAUGUUGGAGACCAUGCUGCCUACAUCGGAAAGACCAACUAAAAUUAUUUCAAUAGCUCCAAAUAUUAACGCAGGUAUGAAGCAUUCAAGACCUUAUGAUGCUCAUUUUCCCGAAAGUUUUGAGCAAGCUUUUGAUUCACGAAAGGGUGCAAAGAGGCUACGGACAACUGGAGAGUUUGCUGAAGAAGCAAAGGAGGAUGUUUUGGUCCACUGUUCACUCGAAAUGAGAAAACCUUUUUUGUUACCAUCAGAGACCAGGGAUGCAUCAGCAUGAGUUGUAUUGGAGUAUUGCCCUGAUUGAAGGCAGGGUGGCUGUCAGCGUUGGUUCAGAGCUAUAUGCGCCGCAAUGGCCUGAUUUGACCCCAAAGCUCCAAAAGCAGUGUUUCAUGUUUGUGCACGCAUGCGAGACCUGAAUUGGAUUAACCCCCCCCCCCUCCUCCUCCUCCUCCUCGAGGGUCACAUUAAAAGUUUUUGCAAGCUGUGUAAAACUAGCCUCGGUCGCAUCAUUAGUCAGUACUGAAGACGUGAGAUUAGUUAGUGCAAAACUUUUCUAUGGAUGGAAACGGGAAGGCAAUAUAAAAAUGGUUAUUUGAGAUAUUCGAAUCUGUAUCCGUGUGAAUAUGAUCUGCUUCCAUCUUAA
Panicum virgatum (switchgrass) is the source of this 1562-nucleotide messenger RNA. RefSeq lists its product as uncharacterized. The transcript is spliced from 9 exons. The record is from RefSeq and is a predicted model, not a curated record. NCBI's taxonomy places the organism in Eukaryota, Viridiplantae, Streptophyta, Magnoliopsida, Poales, Poaceae. The coding region runs from base 219 to 1196 and encodes 325 amino acids.